AUGAGUCUCACCCAGCUACAGUCCGAACGCGCCGACUAUGAGCGCAAUCUUGUCGAAGUCGAGCAGAUGCUCGCCGAGGUGCCUGACCUGGAGGAUGCCCUCGCCAUGAAAGCAGAGAUUGUCGGUCUGCUUCAAGACGUCGACAGCAGAAUCGCCGCACUAAACCCUGAACCUUCCGCCAGCAAACCAGAAGCAGCCUCGUCCAGCGAGAAAUGGAGCAAAGAGAAUCACCCGGCAUACCGCAAGCAGCCGGCGACCACUGCGCCGGCAGUUGAAGAGAAGAAAGCCCCUGUUUCGUUCAAGGUCAACGAUACAGUGCUGGCAAAAUACGCAGGCGACAAGCAGUUUUACGAAGCCCGCAUCAUCUCUGUCACCGGCUCUUCGGCCGCCCCGAUCUACACUGUCAACUUCAAGGGCUACACGGGCUCAGAAACCCUACGACAAGAACAUCUGCGCCCUCUCCCCUCGGCGGCGCCUUCAACCUCUCAGAAGCGCAAGGCUGAUGGCUCUCCUGCAGUCUCCAUUCCGUCCACGCCUACAGUCAGCACUCCUAUUCCUGGCGUCAUCUCUGCCGAGGCCAACAUCAAUCCUGCCCUAGCAAGCGCCGCAAAGAAGGAUCAGAUCAAGCCGCUUGACAGCGACAGAAAGCCCCCGAAGAAGGUGAAGACCUCCAAGGCACUUGAGAGCAGUAAGAGUAAUUGGAAGUCCUGGCAAUCCAAAGCCUCUACCGGUAAAGCCGCCAAGGUCGUCCAGAAAGAGAGCAUGUUCCGCACUGGUGAAGCUCCUUCCGCCAGAGUGGGCUUCACUGGCUCUGGUCAAACCAUGCGUAAAGAUGCUGAGCGCACUCGCCACAACUACACUCUUGACUGA
This is a messenger RNA of Aureobasidium namibiae CBS 147.97, 870 nucleotides long. RefSeq lists its product as uncharacterized. Bases 1 to 870 code for a protein of 289 amino acids. The record is from RefSeq and is a predicted model, not a curated record. The transcript is spliced from 3 exons. Lineage: Eukaryota; Fungi; Ascomycota; Dothideomycetes; Dothideales; Saccotheciaceae.